Molecule: messenger RNA, 695 nt
Organism: Triticum urartu
Lineage: Eukaryota; Viridiplantae; Streptophyta; Magnoliopsida; Poales; Poaceae
Source: RefSeq, a predicted model, not a curated record
UUCCCACAGCACAGUUCGAACAAAUUCAAAUCGCCCGCUUGCGUCCGAUGGGAGGCUCAGCCGCUGAAUCGGGAAGUAGUGGCACAACCAGAGGCGAGGGGCAUAAUGCGUUCCUCCACCUAAUUACUCAUUUGAGUUCCUUAAAUCUUUUUCUGAAAAGUUGGUUUGUGAUCUAUGCAUAUGCUUCAGCUGCGCAUCAAUUUCUGAAGGGAGCAAGAAACUACUUGAUGCAGCCUUCAUCUCCAUCGCGGGCGGGCUCCGUAUCUACCGCUUGGAGCACGACGCACCAGCCAGAUGAGUUGGAGGUCGGGAAUGGAGAGGGCGAGGUCGUUCAAGACGAUGCGUUUGACGAGCAGCCUCUCGGCCAUGGUUUGGAUGCCAUGGUGGGGCAAGAACCCUUGGAAGAAGGGUUUGGUGACUACGAUCCAACUGCUGCUCCUGACUCUCCGCGAAGCACUGGUAGCUCUGCCGUCGACGACGAAUCUGGAGUCGUCUGUGGAGGCAGCGUUGUAGACUCUGAAGAUAAAGAAGACAUCAUCAGCAUGCCGCUGAAACGCCGUCGUAUUUUAGAGUAGAAAGCGUAGCCAGAAGACAAGUGGUACUUGAUUUGUGUGGCAAGAGAUGACGGUGAUUUAGUUCGUACCACGCGUUCCACUAGAGGCAUCAUUGAAUGUAAAAUGUAGUUUCCCGUUUCG